UAGUUUUUGCUCUUUCAGGUAUGGUAGCAGUAGAUAAAGGCUCAUCAUCUUUACCAAAAGUGAUUGAAGAAGCUGUUCUAGAAAUCUCCUCGGCACAUACAGAAAUCAAACCUAUACCGUCCAAUUCCACCCAAGAGAAGGAACCAACACAGAAGCGUAGAGGUUCGAUUAUGAAGCAAUUAAGUUCAAAGGGAAGGAAAUUUGUUAAGAACGUGAUGAAUAUUACGUUAUCAAGUUUGGGUCAGACAAGUGAAGAAAGACUUUCACAAGCUAAAUCCUAUGGAAGUAACGAGCAGUUGUUUAAGAAUUUCGACCUACUUAACAAACAGGCACAGACUUUUGUGCUAAUGCAAUUAAAGCAAUGCCGCAACAACAAAAUGGCCAGAAGGUUCACGAUGAAGGAAAAACUUAUGGCUCUAAUGCUGAUGAAGCAAAGCCCAAAGGCAUACAAACUUCUGGAAACAAUGUUUGCAUUGCCCAAUAAGAGGACUUUACAUAGACUUUCUGAAAAAAUAUGUAUGAAACCAGGAGUUAACCCACAGAUAUUUUCUCAUAUCCGAAAUACCGUAAAACACUGGGGACAACAGCAAAAGUUAUGCUCAAUAGUAUUUGAUGAAAUUGCAUUGACACCAUACUUAACAUACAACGAAAGUAACGAUCUAAUUCAUGGUUUUGUGGAUGUGACUGGCGAAAGAAAAAUGAAGUUUUGUGAUCAUGCCCUUGUCUUUAUGGUAAGAGGCAUAUGUUCUUCAUGGCGGCAAUGUAUAUCAUACCACUUCUGCGAAGGAACAACAUCUACAGCCGAAAUGCAGGAAAUUUUAAAGCAAAUUGUCUCAGAAGUAGUUCAAACAGGACUAAUACCUUUAGGACUAGUUUGCGAUCAAGGAUCGACCUUUAGAACUGCGAUUAAAAAGUUCCGAGAGGAGACAGUACGACACUGUAAUGACGAAGACAACGCGAAAAAUGAUAAGCACACUGGUUCAGACUCAAAUAACACCAUGGAAGCUACAGCUGAAAUUAUAGAAUUUUCGACACCCUGUUCGACAGUGUCAACGGCUCCCCUGGCGGCACCACAAAAGGGAAACUGA
This is a messenger RNA of Cydia strobilella, 1088 nucleotides long. RefSeq lists its product as uncharacterized. The coding region runs from base 21 to 1088 and encodes 355 amino acids. The transcript has 4 exons. NCBI's taxonomy places the organism in Eukaryota, Metazoa, Arthropoda, Insecta, Lepidoptera, Tortricidae. The record is from RefSeq and is a predicted model, not a curated record.